UAGAGAAGAUCAAAGACAGCUGAGGUGAUCUCUCCCAGAGCCUCCGACAUCUGAGUGUUGCGCUGAAGCAGAGUGGCCAAGCCACUAGAGACCUCAAGCUCCUGGAAUGGACCUACCCUCCUGCUCCCUGGUUCCUGGCUUAUUCUGCACACCACAACCUGUUGGGCCUAGCCCAGCCCUCACCUCCAACCGGGCCCGUACUACUCACUGUGUCCGAAUGCUGAAGCUGCUGCUGCUGACACUGCCUCUCCUGUCCAGCCUGGUGCACGCAGCCCCUAGUCUAGCUAUGCCACGAGAGGGCAUUGUGGGGGGACAGGAGGCGUCUGGGAACAAGUGGCCCUGGCAGGUGAGCCUGCGUGUCAAUGACACCUACUGGAUGCAUUUCUGCGGCGGCUCCCUCAUCCACCCACAGUGGGUGCUCACUGCGGCACACUGUGUGGGACCGAAUAAGGCUGACCCCAACAAGCUCAGGGUACAGCUUCGUAAGCAGUAUCUCUAUUAUCAUGACCACCUGCUGACCGUGAGCCAGAUCAUCUCACACCCUGACUUCUACAUCGCCCAGGAUGGGGCAGACAUUGCCCUGCUGAAACUCACUAACCCUGUGAACAUUACCAGCAAUGUCCACACUGUCUCCCUGCCUCCCGCCUCAGAGACCUUCCCCUCAGGGACAUUGUGCUGGGUGACAGGCUGGGGUAACAUCAACAAUGAUGUAAGCCUGCCACCGCCAUUUCCUUUGGAGGAGGUGCAAGUUCCCAUUGUAGAAAACCGCCUCUGUGACUUGAAGUAUCACAAAGGUCUCAACACAGGUGACAACGUCCACAUUGUCCGUGACGACAUGCUGUGUGCUGGGAAUGAAGGACAUGACUCCUGCCAGGGCGACUCCGGAGGACCUCUGGUCUGCAAGGUUGAAGAUACCUGGCUGCAGGCAGGUGUUGUGAGCUGGGGUGAGGGCUGCGCACAGCCCAACAGGCCUGGCAUCUACACUCGGGUCACCUAUUACCUGGACUGGAUCUACCGCUAUGUCCCCAAGGACUUCUGAGUUGCAUCCAGGGUGACCUCUGUUGUUUCCAACAUGCUGCUUUCUGCCUCCCUGCUUCCCUGCUCCCCAGCCUGAGCCCCAACUCUGCUCUACCUGAGCCCCUGACCACUUGUGUCCCUCCCGCUCAGGUAGCCACACUGUACAGGCAGCCACUCUGCUAUGGCUCAAUAAAAUGCAUUAAAGCA
Messenger RNA from Rattus norvegicus (Norway rat), 1224 nucleotides. RefSeq names its product tryptase alpha/beta 1 (gene Tpsab1). The transcript has 5 exons. The coding region runs from base 107 to 1039 and encodes 310 amino acids. Gene Ontology annotation, molecular function: serine-type endopeptidase activity; peptidase activity. The record is from RefSeq and is marked validated. NCBI's taxonomy places the organism in Eukaryota, Metazoa, Chordata, Mammalia, Rodentia, Muridae. Gene Ontology annotation, cellular component: extracellular region. Gene Ontology annotation, biological process: proteolysis.